Molecule: messenger RNA, 3431 nt
Organism: Talpa occidentalis (Iberian mole)
Lineage: Eukaryota; Metazoa; Chordata; Mammalia; Eulipotyphla; Talpidae
Gene: OIP5
Product: Opa interacting protein 5
Exons: 5
Coding region: 31-720 (229 amino acids)
Biological process (GO): CENP-A containing chromatin assembly; chromosome segregation
Cellular component (GO): nucleus; chromatin; chromosome, centromeric region
Source: RefSeq, a predicted model, not a curated record
CAUUUGGAAACAAGCGCGGGCUACGGCAAGAUGGCGGCCAGGUCCCUGCGGCCUCGCACGCUCUCUGCAAAGCUGGCGCGGGGUGACCUUUGUGAUGGCGCUCAGCCGGCGACUGACGAACCUUCUCUUACGACGUCUAUGGAGUGGGACACUCAGGUGGUGAACGGGUCCUCGCCGCUCGGCCCUGCAGCGUUGGGGGCGGCGGAGCCAGCGUCCAGACCGCGCUUGCCUUCGUGGCUGCAGCCCGAGAGGUGCGCGGUGUUCCAGUGCUCCCGGUGCCGCGCCGUGGUGGCCGACUCGGUGCACCUUGCCUGGGACCUGUCGCGGGCCCUCGGGGCUGUGAUCUUCUCCAGGGUCACAAGUAAUGUGGUUUUGGAAGCUCCCUUUCUAGUUGGCAUUGAAGGCUUGCUCAAAGGCAGCACUUACAACCUUUUAUUCUGUAGUUCCUGUGGGAUUCCUAUUGGUUUCCAUCUGUAUUCUACCCAUGCUACUUUGGCUGCUUUGAGAGGUCACUUCUGCCUUUCCAGUGACAAAAUGGUGUGCUAUCUCUUAAAAACAAAAGCCAUAGUAAAUGCAUCUGAGAUGGAUAUUUACAACGAAUCUCUACCAGGAAAGAUUGCAGAGCUAAAAGAGAAGAUAAUGUUAACACACACUCGCCUAAAUUCACUGAUGAAGAUUCUGAAGGAAGUGACUCCUGACCAGUCUAAGCCACAAAACUGAUGCACAACCAAAGCUUGAGUAUGAGGGCUAGGCCAUGUUGCUCUCUUCAGCAACAGGUGCUGUUUGGUCAGACCUCAAGAUCACCUUCAAAAAUGGGAAAGACAUUGUAUUUUGUUUAUCUUUAGGCUGAUCUUUCAAACUAUCUGUGAAGCUGUUUCUACGAGAUAAGACACUAAGCACCCUUCUGUCUUGGUUUCAUAGCUACUUACCUUAAGAACUUCAGCUAAUUUAGCAAUUUCAUAAUUCUGAAAGCAUCAUUGAUUGCAAAUUUAGGGAUUAAGAGUCAAAGUCCCAGUGGUGCUCUGAUCAAAAGAUGCAUUCGUCUGAAAAUGAAGUAUUUAAUACUGACUACCAUUACUCCUAUAUGGAGUAUUUGUGAAUACUGAGAAAAUAUGGGAAAAUACAUAUUCUACAGAUAAUAUUCAAUAAGUUGACUGGAUAAUAUACAAUUUAUCUUUCUCUUUUUAGUUGUAAACUGAAUGUUAGGGGAAUGAUGAAAAGAAUUAUAAAACACCAAACAUUCAGCAAAAUGCUUUUCUCUUAGUUUUAUGUAGCACUUUGGCUCAGUAACAACAUAUUAUUAAUAAAUAUAAGGUAUUAUACUAGAUGCUAGGGAUAGAAAUUAAGCAAUACAGCCACUCUGUCCUUACAGAGCUCAUAGAGAUGGACAUUCAAGUAACCAAAUAAAGACAUGAUUGUAGUAAGGGUUUUGAAGAAAAAGAAUGUAGUUAUAAGCACAUGUAGCAGUUAAUGGACUUGGCCUGGAGGUCAGGCAAGGUCUUUCUAAGAAAGUGAAAUUUCAGCAGCGGUCUGAGAGAUGAGUAGGAGGUAAUGGGGGGAACAUGUACAGAGAUCCUUUGAGACCCUUAAAAGGUGGCCUGUCAGUUCCAAAGGGACCAGAAACCAGAGGGUUCAAAUACCUAACUGGCCUCCUGAAAGGUGUUUUAAUCCCAAGAAUGGUGGGAAGAUUUUGAAGAAUUUUAAGGGGGCCUGACAGGAUCAAAUUUUUAUUUUUAGACCUCAUUAUAGUUGUCCUUUAAAUGGGUAGUAGAGGCUUUAGCACUAUCCUUGAUUGUAGCAAUAAAAAGAUGACUUAAGCCACACAAAAGUGUAUAGAGAAGUUAAUUUGGUUGAGGUGCAGCUAGCAUGUAUUUUUAUCAGAUUCUUUCCACUUAAUACUGCUUAUAGGAUAAUUUCCUUUAAGCACGUUUUAAACUGGAGAAAAUUCUAAUUUGUUUUACUUGUUCUGUAAGCAAGGGUGAAGUCUUCUGGCAACAGAGUGCCAGAAAAACUAUCUUCUACUCCUAAAGAAUGGGACGUAAUGUUAAUCUUGCCUUGAGUCAUCCUUGGUUUUUUAUUAUGUGUAGGUAUGCCUUCCUCAAUAUAUUCCCUUUAAAUUAAACCACUUUUCUAAUGUAACUAUUUUUCUCAGUCAUUGGAUUUGCCAUUUUGGUUAAGACUUUCAAUAGAAAAUUAAACACAAAGUAAUUUUUUUUUUUUUUUAAUACAAGUUAUAUGCUCACUCUAGAAAAAAAUAGAGGUGUGACAAAAUAAAGGGUAAAAGCUCACUUCUCUUCCCAUUUUUGAGAGGCAUGACAGGGAGUGAGCAGGCUUUCUGGCCAAAUGAUGUGAUUUCAAAUUGUGGCCUGGAUAAUUCCUAGUCAUGAACCUGGUUUACUUAAAACUUUACUGAAAAUAGGGAUUAAAAGCCAAUAGGAUUAAAUGAGAGCUGUGCUUAGCACACAGUGUAAGUGCUUACUAAAUAAAAUUAUUUGUGGAUGUGGAUAUGUAUAGACAUGAAGUAAUACCGCUAUUUUUCACAUUCUGCAACUUUUUUGUAAAAUAAAUGUACACAACUGCAAGCCAACCUUUAAAUUAUUUAACACCUGCAUAUAGCUCAAUUAUGUAAAUAGAUCAUAGUUUAGCCAUUCUUAAAAGAGAGCCUCCUCUGACGUAUUUCCCUCAGUUAUACUUUCAAUGACCUUCUGUGCAUCUGUAAAGGCAAAACGGAAACUCACAACCUAAUACAUAGCACUCUUUCUUCACUGCAUGUCCUGUCGCCCCUUCCUCGGUCCUCAGCUGCCUGGCUCUCCUGCCGCCAGCCACCACUGCCUGCAGCCGGUUUGCAGAGCGGACGUGCUGACCACGGUCCUGACAGCCGCCGGGGCCUGUGCACUAAGUGGGGACACUGUCAGUGCAGAGGAGGUGUACCCCGGCUCGCAGCUCACACAGGGCAGGUGAAAACAUUAUAAAUACUCCCUGACGAUGGAACAAAAACAUAGGAGAGCCUUUAGCAAAGAGGGCAUGCUUGCUAGUGGCCAGUACGCUGGUGACUUUGUAAAAAAGUUAAAAGGAAAAAAAAAAAAGAAAUGGAAAUUGUAUAUUUAAUGAAUGAACAUGAACAAUUUACCGCUGGGAGGAGGUGACUUUCUGUUGGGUGAAUCGGCAAGUGACUCACUGAUGUUGCUCUUCAUCGUGUGCAGUUUUCUUUCCGUCCAGCCUUGUCCCCUUUACUUUGGCGCUGACACCAGCUGUGUGUCCAGUUUGAGUAGUGUGAAAUAGAAUCAGCAGCUCACACUUAGUUUUCAUCGUUCCCCGGAUCUUGUGUUGUUGCUGUAGCUGCAGUGUACACCGACUCUUUCUGUAUAUUGCCUUUUUGCUGGAAAAUGUUGUAAGUUGAAUAAAAUUUUCUAUAAAAAUUAAAAAAAAAG